UGACUUGAGCAGCAGGUGAAUGAGUAGAGCCAAAGGAAAGCAGAAACAAACAUUAAAGGCUCAAACGAACGUCUGUAUGAGAUAAAAUUUACAAAAAGUCCGACCUGGAGGACAACAAAGAGACCCAGGCCCCAGAGGCUGCAGUGGACGAGGAUGAUGGGACGUUCACGACCAUCUCGCUUGCAGACGACGCAGUGGAAAGCAGAUCUGCAGCCCUGUAUACUAAGCAGGAGAACGAAGUUUUCAUUAUGAACUGCGACAUAGACGACAUGGAGAACCAGGUGGAGAUGGAGGAGAAGACAAGGUUGAUAAACCAAGUUUUGGAACUUCAACACACACUGGAAGACCUCUCUGCACGGGUUGAUGCAGUCAAAGAGGAGAACUUGAAGUUAAAGUCUGAGAACCAGGUCCUGGGUCAGUACAUCGAGAACCUUAUGUCAGCAUCCAGCGUCUUCCAGACCACCGACACCAAGGGCAAGCGGAAGUGAGAAAGUUUCACAAGAAAACCCGAAGUCUGGAGCGCGGCUGGGAGAGAAAACCCACCGUAGAGACGGGUUUGUUCUCCGUAACCGCUUAACUGAGUCAGAACCAACCAUGUAAAUAGAAAAAAACUUAAACGGAUUUAGUCACCCAACCAGUCGACUCGGAUAUAAAUAUUAAAUUAAUCUGGCCCUCAGUGUUCCUUUCUAUACUACAGACAUCACCCUUUAACCACUAACACACAAAAAAGAUGUAUAUUUGGUGGCUGAAGGUUAUUUGUCCUUUCAAAAUGUCUCCUUUUUGCUUCAGAUAGUGGUUACAUUUGAGACAUGCAGAUGUUCUGUUUUCACAUUAUGUUGUGUCUCAAACACCGUUGAAGUUAAUGUCAUAAAUAUAACAAACCAUGUGACCAUGAAUCUCAUAUCAGCAGUAAUUUAUUCUUUUUUUUUCUCAAGUAUUUUGUGCAGCAGUCUGAUCUGAGACCUCAGUUUAAACGGUGGUAAACUCAACAGUGUUAGAGAAUGUACUUAGAUGGCAUGUAUAAGUAAUAUCUCAAGUGUUUGUUUGGCAGAUUAGUAGAUCUAAUGAAAAAUGCUAUAAAUAAUAAGCAAGUUACAGACUGUAUAAAGCCACUGAGAACCUGUAAGCAAUAGUAAAUGAAUAUGUGUAGAGCUCAACAAUAAGUAAAGCACAGAAACUAAAAGUAAACUAGCACCGUCAGAUGUUUUAAUUGCAAGUGAUUAAUUUAAAUAAUCACGUUCUUCCCUCCAUUUGAAGUAUUUGCAGGGUCAGAAAUUGUAAAUGUCUGAUUCUCAUGUUAAUGACAACAGGUCAGAUAUGCUGGAGGAACAAAGACAGUUAAAGAGACCUUGAGUGGUAUCGAUCCCAUCAGGGCUGAGAUGCAUCAUGUGCUGGAGGAUGGGUUUAACACAGGAUGUGCAGCAGUAAACAGGGUGUGUUCAAGAUGUCUGCUGCCUCAGAUGAUGAGGAUGCUGAAAAGUAAUCUGAGCAGAAUUGGACUCCAUUAAACCCACUUUUCAAUAAAAAGCUUAAACAAUUUUGGUCUUUUUUAACAAGGAAUAAAUUAUCUUUAGUGAAUAUCGGAUAUGACUAAGGUGGAGGUCAUGUAUUUGGCGGUGUUGGUUUGUUAACAACACAACUCUAAAUGUUUUGGAUGGAUUUUGAUUACAUUUUCAGGAACUCAAAUGGAAUAAGGAGCAAAUUAUUAUGUUUUCGGGGUGAUCCAGAUCACCAUCUGAAUCCAGGAUUUUUUUUAAAGGAUUCUGUACUAUGGGGAUAUAAUAAUUUUGCCAUUAUAGCUUCUAACUCAAAAACAAUGCCCGCAAUCAUUGGCAAAAAAACGACAGUAGUUUGGCAGAGGUCUGCGCUGCCCAGUGCUUCUACUUUCGAUGUUUUAACAGUUGUAUUUACUUGUGUGGCAUGUGUAAUGCCCCGUCUACACAUGAUGGGAUCUUGUGUGUAGACACUCUGCACCUUUGUCUUUUAAAUAUUUUUGUUUUAAUAAAAAUCCAAGAUCA
Molecule: messenger RNA, 2018 nt
Organism: Melanotaenia boesemani (Boeseman's rainbowfish)
Lineage: Eukaryota; Metazoa; Chordata; Actinopteri; Atheriniformes; Melanotaeniidae
Gene: scoca
Product: short coiled-coil protein a
Exons: 4
Coding region: 249-488 (79 amino acids)
Cellular component (GO): trans-Golgi network
Source: RefSeq, a predicted model, not a curated record